AUGUUUGUUCCCCUUCCCAGAAGCACUGAGACUUCCGAGGGUCCAGGGAGCGGUUCCACAUCUUCGCUUUCCCCCCCACGAAAGCAACUCCGAAAUGCUGCUAAAGACUCCAUCUCGUGGCAAGGAGAUGAGGCCGUUACCGCUCCGUAUGCCAUGUUUUGCGACGAAAACGUCGCAAAUUUCGACAGCGCAUCAAACGAAAACGGCUCGCUCACGCUGCCUCUCCAGCAACACCCGCCUGGAGCUAGACCUUCCACAAAACCUGCUUCGUCGUUUGUUAAACCUGACGAAGACGCGGCUUCUGAGUAUCGCAGUAUUCUUGUCACGCAACUGCCGAUGUAUCUCGACACAGAGACCCUGAAACUGCGAAUUGAGGAAUUGUUCACCAAAGAAAUUCCAAAGCUUCUGCGGGAGACACCGUUUUUCUGCGUCCCCGUGGCGGGUCCUCCGACAGAAGAGCAAACCUUGCAACCUGGAGAAACGCGCAGGAAAACAGAAAACGUCAUUCACCCUCGGCAUCUGGUGAAUGCAGAUGCCUUUGAUCUCCCGUUCUCUAUCUGUGACAUUCGUGUGGCAAGACCGACCAAACCUGGAAACACCACGUAUGCCGUCAUCGAUUUUGCUUCUCCGAAACUCAUGCAAGCGGCGCUUGCGUUCUUCGGAACCACGCCAGUUUUGCCCGGAACUUCUCACCACGUUCACCUAUCACCACAUGCCACGUGGGCUGCUCCGGUUCCUGUUGAUCUGUACCAUGUCUACAUCGCUGGACUUACCCCAGAAACGACGGAUGCCGACGUGCUAGAGAUGAUGAAGCUUUUGGGAACUGAGACUCCACGCUCUAUCAAGGUUGUAAAGGAUGCGAAAAGCAGAUACAACCGGUGCCUCGGCUUUGCUUUUCUUCGCUACUCGAGCCUCGAGGCCGCCACACGAGCUCUCCAAGUCAUUCAGACUCAGGGCGCCGCCUACGGUCUCAUGGGGCGGCGGGUGUAUGUGUCUCCCAGCCACAGACAAGUAACAAAGUCGUGCAACGGCUCCAUUUUCCUGGCAAAUGUCCCAGCUGACGCAACAAAGCGCAUUGCGUUCCUCGAUUUCGGCUCUCACGAAUCUGCGCUCGCCGCUAUCACACACAUGCAGGGCGUCGUGCUACGAUCCCAUUCGCUCGCCUGUGCGUGGAGCAUUCGACGCCAUACCACAUAUCAAGAGGAAGGCAUCGAAGAGGAUGACGGAAACCGGCAAGCAGAAGAGGUUCGUUACUCUAGUCCAUGCAUUAAUCGCGGGUUCGGUCUUUGUUGCAUGCGGUCAUUGGUGCGUCGACAGGCAUUUGCAUAUGAGGCGGCGAGAGCCUUGGAGCCGAUUGUUCCGCGGCAGCGCAUAAACCGUCAAACUUGCGAAAGUGUCUCGCCGAAAAGUGAAAAGAAGCCUUCGUCUGGCCAGGAACCAGAAAGUGAAGAAAGCGAAUUCAGGUCGAAAGCAGAAAGAGAACUCUUCUGGCUUAGUUUUUACGCAGCAGAUGCGACUGUCUCCUCUAGGAAGUUAAUCGAGGCAAUGAACGGAACCCAACCAUGGAACGUUCCCCCAGGCUCCAAGGCAAACAACUCGCGUUAA
Neospora caninum is the source of this 1605-nucleotide messenger RNA. Its product is annotated as putative RNA recognition motif domain-containing protein. Gene Ontology annotation, molecular function: RNA binding. The record is from RefSeq and is a predicted model, not a curated record. Bases 1 to 1605 code for a protein of 534 amino acids. The transcript has 9 exons. Lineage: Eukaryota; Apicomplexa; Conoidasida; Eucoccidiorida; Sarcocystidae.